Messenger RNA from Dendrobium catenatum, 1955 nucleotides. Its product is annotated as sugar transport protein MST3. Gene Ontology annotation, molecular function: monosaccharide transmembrane transporter activity. The coding region runs from base 108 to 1691 and encodes 527 amino acids. NCBI's taxonomy places the organism in Eukaryota, Viridiplantae, Streptophyta, Magnoliopsida, Asparagales, Orchidaceae. Gene Ontology annotation, cellular component: membrane. Gene Ontology annotation, biological process: monosaccharide transmembrane transport. The record is from RefSeq and is a predicted model, not a curated record. The transcript is spliced from 3 exons.
CCGCUUCCUAUCUCCACUCUUCUCUCAUUCUCUAUGUAUGCACUGCCCCUUCUGAUUUUCUCCCUCUGAGAACAGUCUCUUUUUCUCCACCUCGGUGUUUCGCGGUGAUGGCCGGAGGAGCGAUCGUUAACGCUCGCGGCGAUGGAAAGGAAUAUCCGGGGAACAUGACUUUGUUCGUCUUCCUCACAUGCCUCGUGGCAGCUACCGGAGGCCUCAUCUUCGGCUACGACAUAGGGAUCUCUGGUGGAGUGACAUCGAUGGAUUCAUUUCUGAGAAAAUUUUUCCCGGCGGUAUUCCGUAAGGAAAAGCAAGAUACGAGCACGAAUCAGUACUGCAAGUUCGAUUCCCAGCUUCUCACAACGUUCACUUCUUCGCUUUACCUCGCGGCGCUCAUCGCUUCCUUCUUAGCGUCGACAGUGACGCGGGUGUUCGGCCGGAAGUGGUCCAUGUUCGGCGGCGGCGUCACCUUCCUCGUCGGCGCCGCUCUUAAUGGCGCGGCCAAGAACGUUGCCAUGCUUAUUGUCGGUCGAAUCCUUCUCGGAAUCGGUGUCGGAUUCGCCAACCAGUCUGUGCCGGUGUACCUGUCGGAGAUGGCACCGGCGAAACUUCGCGGCAUGCUCAACAUCGGCUUCCAACUCAUGAUCACAAUCGGUAUCCUAGCCGCCAAUCUCAUCAAUUACGGCACGGCCAAAAUCAAAGGCGGCUGGGGUUGGCGAGUCAGCCUCGCCCUUGCCGCCGUUCCCGCCGGCAUCAUCACCCUCGGCUCCCUCUUUCUCCCCGACACUCCUAACUCUCUUAUCGAACGCGGGCACGAUGAGAAAGCUCGGUCCAUGCUCUGCAAAAUUCGCGGCACCGACGACAUUCUCGACGAGUACGCCGACCUCAAAGCCGCCAGCGAUGAGUCCAAAACAGUCAGACAUCCAUGGCGCAACAUCGUUCAAAGCCGUUACCGGCCUCAACUCACCAUGGCCAUCCUCAUCCCCUUCUUCCAACAGGUCACCGGCAUCAACGUCAUCAUGUUCUACGCCCCUGUUUUGUUCAAAACUCUCGGCUUUGGCAACGACGCUUCGCUUAUGUCGGCUGUCAUCACCGGCCUCGUCAACGUCUUUGCUACCUUCGUCUCCAUCUUCACCGUCGACAAGCUCGGCCGACGCAAGCUCUUCUUGCAGGGCGGUGUUCAAAUGAUCGUUUGCCAAGUAAUCGUUGGCACGCUUAUUGCAAUAAAGUUUGGAACUUCUGGGGAGGGACACCUCUCGCAUACUUACGCAGGCGCCGUGGUGGCUUUUAUCUGCAUCUAUGUCGCCGGGUUCGCGUGGUCGUGGGGGCCGCUUGGGUGGCUUGUGCCGUCGGAGAUUUUCCCGCUGGAGAUUCGGUCAGCCGGGCAGAGUAUUACAGUAUCGGUUAACAUGCUCUUCACCUUCGUCAUCGCGCAGGCAUUCCUUGCUCUGCUUUGCAGGCUCAAAUUUGGGCUUUUCUAUUUCUUCGGUGGCUGGGUGGUGCUAAUGACCAUCUUCGUAGCUUUCUUUGUGCCGGAAACGAAAGGGGUGCCUAUUGAGGAGAUGGUGCUGGUCUGGAAGGGGCACUGGUUUUGGGGCCGGUUCAUCGCCGACGAAGAUAUUCACGUCGGAUCCAAGCUUGAGUUGACAAACGGUAAAAAGGGUGGCGGCGCCGCCGCUGUUGCUACCGUAUGAUCACCGGCGUUUGGAUUGAAGUAAGACGGGAACUUAAUGACAGUACCACAAAAAAAAAAAUCAAGUUUUCAUUUUUCUAAUUUUUCUUGGGUACAAUUUACAAAAAUGUCUGUAUGCUCUGUUUGCUUCCCAACUCUUGGGAGUGGGUUAAUGUAGUUUUUUUUCCCCUUAAUGUGGAAAUAUAUCAAUAUAUCUUUCUCUUGAUGAUUAGGGAUUUGGAUGUAUGUGCUUAGGCAUUUAGAUGUAUGAAAUAUUGCCCAAGUA